Messenger RNA from Aphanomyces astaci, 660 nucleotides. RefSeq lists its product as hypothetical. The coding region runs from base 1 to 660 and encodes 219 amino acids. The record is from RefSeq and is a predicted model, not a curated record. The transcript has 2 exons. NCBI's taxonomy places the organism in Eukaryota, Oomycota, Saprolegniomycetes, Saprolegniales, Verrucalvaceae.
AUGGACACGACAAAGGCGGACAAGGUACAGGCGCGAAAGGCGAGGAAGCGAGCGUACUUGCGGCAGUUCAUGCAGGGCUACCGAGUCAAGGUCAAGGACGCGACCCUUUUGCUAAGGGAACAAGUCACGGCACUGGAGGCCGAGUACGCGCGGCGGUCGUUCCCAACCAUGAUGCCGUGGCACGAAGUGGCUGACGCGCUGCAGACCGAACGGUCCAAGUCCGAAACGGAAGCGCACCAACUGCGACGGAAGCUUCGGUCCGUGGAAACGCAAUCGCGUGUAAUGCAGCAGUGGGUCGUUGCCCACUUGGCGGCCAUUCCGAGGUCGCCGGACGCCGCGGUUCAGACUUGGCGCAACGUAACGCUGUUAAAGGACCCGACAUCGCGCCAACUGGGGAAAGACUGGAUCCUGCAGCAAAUGUACCACAACACCGACCGGAUGUUUGCAUCUCAUGGGUUUCCCGCCAUCGCGUCCAUGCAAGCCAUGUACGAAAUGGAUGUCCAGGCGUCCCAUACAAACGAUGCCGAGUGCAUGUACUACCACGCGAAGCGGCAAAUGGAGUCGGCACCCCCGGAUGCGAUCAUGCGAUUCAUGUAUCGACACCACCUUUGCCGCAUCCUCAUGGCGGACGGCGACAUUCCUGUCACGUACCCUGUAUGA